Messenger RNA from Anneissia japonica, 4802 nucleotides. Its product is annotated as fibroblast growth factor 8-like. Bases 1047 to 1583 code for a protein of 178 amino acids. The record is from RefSeq and is a predicted model, not a curated record. Gene Ontology annotation, molecular function: growth factor activity; type 2 fibroblast growth factor receptor binding; type 1 fibroblast growth factor receptor binding. Lineage: Eukaryota; Metazoa; Echinodermata; Crinoidea; Comatulida; Comatulidae. Gene Ontology annotation, biological process: cell differentiation; positive regulation of cell population proliferation; fibroblast growth factor receptor signaling pathway. Gene Ontology annotation, cellular component: cytoplasm. The transcript has 5 exons.
UGCUAUGGUCCUAAUAAGUGCUUAAUAGGCUUUAAAUUUGCUCAGAAUCAGAAAUGUUAAUACAUUUUUAAAAUUAAAAUUAGAGUAAAAAGAAUUAUACAAUUACACUACACAAGUCUAUUUUGUAACUUCAUUUCAGAAACACUAGGGCCCUAAUAUACCCAUCUAACGACAAUUUAAUAGGCCUUAUACACUCAAUAGGCCUACUAAAUGGCUUAUAUUCCAUGACUUUGUUUUAUGCAACGCAUCACAUUAUUGUGAAUGAACAGUAAACUCGGUUAAAAUCAUCACCUAUUAAUUAACGAGUCAAAGCGAGGGACAAUUAACUGGCGCUUAUUGGGACUCAAUUGUAAACAAAAUUAGCGUGACUGAUAGUCCAAUCAUAAAACUUAACACUUCCGCAUUACACGGUGAUUCCUGGCUGUACUUUUUAAGUGUGGUUAGUUGUUAAUGACGUGCGGAUGUUGCCUGAACCACUCAGUGGACUUAACAGAUUUCUAUUAGUUUUGCUAAUUUCUAGCACGGUCGUCUGCCAAUGGUAUCAAUAUUCCCGCCCAUCGGGUGAAAUUUACUUUACUGGACAUGAAAUUUUGCAUUGAAGCAUAGAAUUCCUCACCAAUCAGAACGCUCGACGAGCUAUAGGUAUUCUUAAAGCUACACGGCAACUCAUUCGCUGCUCAGAUUCUAGGAUAACUUAACCCACUACUUAAUCAAGGGCAGUGCUAACUACGGUACCUAUCAUCCACGUGUUUGCUUUUCACGGAAUUUAUAGAAAGAGCAUAUAAAUCGACAUCAUGAUAAAUUGGACAUAGAAUAAAAGGAAAUUAAGGAUACUGCUCGAUCAUUUGUUUAAUACGUGGGAAAGAUCGUUCCUGUUUUAUUUGAAAUUGUAUACAGUUCGUAUCUUUUACUCUGAUUGGAAAGGUUUUAAAAACCACAUGUCGGCGUACAAACGGUUGCCCAUUGGAGAUAAAUUAUUGAAAAGCCUUGCAUAGUGGCUUUCAAUAGAAAACAAUAUUGGACAGUAUUCGAUAGUUAUCCAAGCAAUGAGGUAUUCCAUGCUAACGAUUGCGUUAUUCCAUUGCGUUAUUGUUCUAUCAAUACAGGUUACGCACCAACGUGUCAUAGGGGAUGCUGUACAGCCAGAGUCUAACGCAAAUCGAUCGGGGAAAAGGUUAUUAAUUUAUAGCACGAUGAGUUACAAUUUUUUGCGAAUUGCAGGCAAAAAGAAUAUAACAGCUUCUGCUAAAGCCACUGAUCCUUAUGCAGUAGUAAUUACCAACACUGUAAAAGAAGGUUUAACGAUAAUGGGUGAAAAAAGUCACCUAUAUCUAUGUAUCCUAAGCAAAAACGGAAAAAUGAUUGCAAUGAGUUCGCCUACAUCAAGCACCGAUAGAUAUUAUUGUUAUUUCAGAGAAGAUGUAAGCCAAAAUGACCGUACUACGUACGAGCUCGCAAAAAGGCCAGAUUGGAGUUUAAUCUUUUCAAAAGACGGCAGCCCAAGGCGAGCCUAUAGCAAAAGAGACAAUAAAAAGACUGGAUUUAUGAAACUACCGGUAACAACAAAUGGUAACCAGAGGUGAAAGAGCAUGUUGUUAACUCAUCUUUGAUGAGUGGGACGCGACAGAAAUUGUUCAAAUGUAUAAAUUGAUGUAAUUUUUAUAUGAAAUGAAUAAGUUAUAUUAUAAAUUAUCGACUUCCAAGAAGACUUAUAUUUAUAUAUUGUAACGUAACAUUAUGUGAAUUGGAACUGAGCCAGGCGUACUUGACAACAUGACAACCCAGGAAGCGAUUCAAGGGAAAUGCUCUGUACAAUUACUACGAUGUUGACGCGAAUACCUUCAAGAGAACAAACGUGGUAGAAGGAAAAUUCGGACGAAAAUAUAGAAAAACGUCCAACAGGUGUGUCAACACUAACAUUAACAGCACCUCGAACGCGUCAUUCACGCGUCGCACGUGUCGUCAUUUUCAUUGACGUAAGGUCAACUGGACCAAGUGCAACCGCGUGCGUUUUGCCACGCCUAGUCAUUGGCAGAAGUUUCAAAAUGUUAGUCAAGUUCUCUGAUUAAGAGAAUGAUUGGUGACUACGCAGGUCUAUUGAGCCAACCUCGCCCGUGUACGAUUGCCUUGGCAGCGUGUUGGUGUCAAUGAUCCAACUCAAUGUAACGACUGUACUUUAUAUGUGUUUCUUAUCAAAAUCAUAAUAGUCUUUAUCUAUAAUUUAAAAACACAUGAAUUGAAACGACUCAGGAUUUAUUCCUUCGAAUGUUAAGGUAUAACCUAAUGUCAACCUAGGCACUUACCGAGCACUACGUUCUCGGCCUAAACAGUGGUUAGGUAUUGAUAAAUAUAUAUCAGCGAGCAUAACAUUUUAGACCAACUGGAAGGCUUAAUCUUUCGCAUUGUUGAUAUUUAUAGUGCUGUGGAAGACGGAGGAGAUAUGAAUUGAGAUAGAAAAAUAUUUUUGUAUUUAUUCAAAGAUUAGCUAAUGUAAUUCAACUUUUCUUUGUAAAUGAUUAUGAGAAAUAAGACAGAUAGGCCUUUUUCCAUAUUUCUUAUGAAAAAAAUAUACAGAAACACUAUCUACCGAAAAAGUAUUACGUCGUAUUCGUGUGACGUCAUGACGCGCUACGAAAUGAUUUACGUCACAUCCAAUUUAUGACGAAAUAUGAAAUAAUGACAUCACACAAUACGACUUUAUAGGCCUACAUAAGACGUAGUUUAUAUUAUAUACCGUAUCUAUAUGUCGCGAGUUAAUAUUGAAUUGAAAACCCAGUUAUAUUAUUCAAGCUACACGUAUCAGUCCCGUUUGUAUUCAUAGACCGUUGUUUAUAUUAUCUGCCAUCAAUUCUAUUCUAUUGUUGCAAUGUUAAGUUGCUUUCUUACGACCUAUUGCCCAGAACACGCGCACAAUCUUUUAAGCUCGGUUUACACGAUUUUUAAUUUCAAAAUCCCUGCACACACUACUAGCACGCUUCAUAAAAACACAAGAGCCGGCUAUUUCAUCACUACUGCCGCAUUUUCUUCUUUCGAAAAAGCUGAGCUGCAUCGUAGCUCGUGAUGCCGCGUCAGCAAGCUUUUACAAACAUGUACAGUAUUUCUAAUGUGUUCAUUGUAAUCGGUUUACACUAAAAAUCAUGGAAGACUGCGUCUAAAUUACUAUAGUGUAAAUCAAGCUUAAAAGUCAGUGUCGGAUUCUGGAAUUCGAAAUAGUGGGGACGGGGUCCAGGAAAUAUUAAUUUUACCAUGGGUGAGGAUGAGGUCUGAAAUCGUAUGGCUAUUGCAUCUCUCCAGAUUGCCUGAAACGGUACUCUCAGAAUCUGAAUGUAAUAGGCCUAUUAUUUUUUCUGCAUUCAAGUUUUCACAAAUGAGGGGGGGGGGAGCGGGGAUUGAAUCUUCCCCUGAUAUCAUCUAGAAUGUGAUUACGUGCUGCAGGACAGUACAUCGCAGGACAGAGGUGACUGGACUAUUUAUGCGUAUUAAAACAGGCCUACAACGAAUGGUCGUGAGCAAGCAACGAUAAAUAUAAAAUAACAGAUUAGAUUUGGAGAUCAGAAUAUUGUAACAAAAUAUAAAUUGAUCGUUACUAGUUGCAAUGUUUCAAGACUAUAUAUGGUCGUUAAAGUUUCAUAUAGGCCUCUGUACUGAGAAUUGGUAUCUCAUAAUUAUUUUAAAACUAUGAAAACACGAUGAGGUCUGUGUCGUGCCACGUUUAAUAUUGCAGGAAUUUUUAUGGGCUGCGCAACAGGGUAUUUUGGUUAUGUUUUUUUUUUACAGUGAGGGUGUCAAAGGCCUAUACAACAUAAAGUCAAUUGUCCUUUAUUGUUAUCAUCAGUUUACAUUAGUGACUGACGACAAUCGUUUACAAAAUUGAUAUAAUAGUUUUCUACUAUUAUUCAUUAUUGUUAGGCCAGUCAUCAGUAUUUAUUUAUUCUUAUUAUUAGCAAUACUGUUAUCAAUGCCUAUCUAAUUACUUUUAGCUUAUUGGGUAUAAAAACUGUUAUUAUUAAUAUUAUUAUAUUUAUAUGUAUUAUUUAUUAUUACUAUUAUUUAUUGUAUGUAUUAUUAUCAAUUAAUAAUAUUGUUAUUAAUAUUGAUAAUAAUGAUAUUAAUAUUAAUAUUGUUAUAACAAUGACAUUAUUGUUAUUUCUAUUAUAUUAUUAUUAUUAUUAUUCUUAUUAAUUCAAUAUUAACAUUUCCAAUUAAAUCAGGACAAACCUCCAUGGACAAACAGAGUAUUCUUAUUCACAUACCGUAGGCCUAUAUUGCAUCUCGAUAUGUGCGAUGCACUAUGAAUCGAUUAUAUAAAAUGCACAUUUAAAAAUGUCACAAAUUACCAUAAACAACUCUAUAUAGGCCUAUCAUAGCUGUUUUAAUUGUUUUAUUAGGCACUUUACUCGAGAGGAUGGGGAGACGUCGGCAACGGCGAUUCUGGUAAAUUAAAGCGCCCUAGUGUUUAUUGUGGUCUUCACGCUCUGAUGAGCACAAAACCACCGUCCACCCGUGUACCCGUCCUGUUGCGUAAAGUGCCUACUAAUACUAUGAAGCAUACCAGUAUAAGAAUGUGUAGGCCUGCUAAAAUCAAAGCUCGGGACAGGUCUAUUUGUGUACACACGAUCACUGACAGUCUGAUGCCUGUUUCUAUAACUAGGGAGUUUUAAUUCACAUUGAAUAGUUAUAAUAAGACAAAUAUUAUAUAAUAUCAUUUAACUUCCACUCAAGGUGAAAGGUCGAACGAGACUGUUUACCGUUACUUGAUACGUUGUCAAAACAAAUAAACUUGAAUCAUGCCUAUUUUGUAA